AAGAUACAAAGACCACAUGGAGUCGUGGAUUAGUGGGCCCAAAAAGUCUGUUCCUGGUUGGUGAGUAAGGAAGAACAUGAUCAAAUUCAGGAUAGAACUUGAGCUGAACAAGGACCAGAGAGAGUGGUUCAGAUUUGUUCAGAAAUGAUGCUUGGAUCUUUCCAGUUACUGGAGAAUAGUUGUUGGUUUACCUCAAAACAGAUUGAAAGAAAGCCUGAACUUGUCUCCCAAUCCAACCAGCCAACGAAAUACUUAUGUGGUAGAAGGAUUGUUACUUCACUACCUCUGUGUUAUCUAUUAAGUCCAUUGUCAAUCAAAGCUGAAGAAAAGAAGCAAGAGGACGCAAGUGAUGCCAGUGUUAUUGGAGCAAUUAAGUCCUUCUUUGAUCCAAAUGAGAAAACAAAAUCAGGAAAAACACUGCCGAAAGCCUACUUAAAUGCGGCUAGAGAAGUAGUGAAGACUUUGAGGGAGUCAUUAGAGGAGGAUGCUAAGGAUGUCGCCAAGUUCAGGAGAACUGCGGAUGCGGCAAAGGAGUCUAUUAGAGAGUACCUAAAUGGAUGGAAAGGCCAAAACUUUGUUUCAUCGGAGGUACAUUAGUUUCAGUUUUGCUGUAUCUGCUAGAAUUUGUUUAACAUAAAUUUUGAUUGUUCAUGUCAAACUAGUUGACAUCAAUACUUCUGUUGUGGCUUA
This is a messenger RNA of Dioscorea cayenensis subsp. rotundata (Guinea yam), 690 nucleotides long. RefSeq names its product photosystem II D1 precursor processing protein PSB27-H2, chloroplastic. Gene Ontology annotation, biological process: photosystem II assembly; photosystem II repair. The coding region runs from base 145 to 597 and encodes 150 amino acids. Gene Ontology annotation, cellular component: chloroplast thylakoid lumen; photosystem II. The transcript is spliced from 3 exons. NCBI's taxonomy places the organism in Eukaryota, Viridiplantae, Streptophyta, Magnoliopsida, Dioscoreales, Dioscoreaceae. The record is from RefSeq and is a predicted model, not a curated record.